CCUCCCCCUGGAGUCCAGUACAGCCAUUCCUUGGCUUCCAAAGUUUGGGAUCAGCCUGGCCAUUUACAUUCCCCACAGCAGGCAGACUGAGCUCACCCAGAGCUGAGUUUCCUUGGUUAGACUCCCAGGGCCCCAGGAGAGCUGUGUGGAUGUUCCUGGUGAAGGAUCCAACCCCAGUCACGGCCCUUGGAAUCUGCUUUGCGCUGUCGCAGUGAUUAGGAGCGGCCAUGCCAAUGGCAGAGGGGCCAUGGGAGGGGGCCAGGGCCCACCAGAUCCAGAGGGCAGGGAAUGCACCAGGGGAGCAAUUCUAGCCAGAUCCUGCCAGGAAUCACCCCCAGCGAUGAAGGACUUCACUGAAAUCACGCUGUGCCCCGACAGGCUGGAGCAGAGUAAGACGGAGUUUUGCAAUCCCAUCUUCGAGCCCGAGAGCGAGGGGGCUGGCUGCGCACCCCCAACCCCCCACCAGACAGAGCGGGAGAACGGGACCAGCGCUGGAUCCCCCUGGGAUGGCCUUGCUCGCCCCGCAGGCCAACAGCUCUGGAGCAGGGUGGGCAGGAAACACAGGCCCGACUGCACCUUCUCCUGGCUGUGUGUAGCGCUGAUGAGCGCCUUGCUCUUGCUGCUCCUCGCCUUGCUGCUGGGGAUCAUCAUCUCCCAGCUGCAGUCCUCACACCCGGCCGGACCCUCCUCUGCGACUGCAUCCACCCACCACCACGCCGCCACCAUCACGGCACCUGCUGGCACAGCCGAGCCCAUGGCCACCGAGCCACCGAGAGCGCCACCCCCAGCCACUACACCCGAGCCCUCCUGUGGGGGGACCCUGCAGGGCCCUGAGGGCUCCCUCAGCUCCCCCAGGUACCCUGCCCCCUACCCACCCAACAUCCUGUGCAUCUGGCGCAUCCAGGUGGAGGACGGGCUGGCCAUCCAGCUGAAGAUCGAGUCGCUCAGCCUGGAAGGCACGAGGUGGUGCCUCUUUGACCGGGUGGAGCUGUACGAGGAGCUGGGGGCGGCUAGCGGCUCCCCUUGGGGAGGGACAUCCAGGUUUUGUGGGGACGUGGCGCCCCCGACAAUCAACACCAACUCCAACCGGCUGCGCGUCACCUUCGUCUCGGACAACAGCGUGGGGGCCCUGGGGUUCACCGCCCACUACCGUGCCAUCCUGCCCAGCGACAAGAGCUGUGCCUGGGACGAGUUUUUCUGCGACCAGGGGCUCUGCCUCCGCCUGGGCCUUGUCUGUGACGGCUUCCACGACUGCACAGAUAAGAGCGACGAAGCCAACUGCAGCUCGAGACACAAAGAAUGCGGUGGGUCAUUGACCAGCUUGGAGGGGCAGUUCUCCACCCCAAGCCACCCCCAGCCGUACCCGCAUCAGCAGCUGUGUCUCUGGCAGAUCGCCGUGCCCGGGGGCCAUGUGAUCGAUCUGCAAUUCCACAACUUCAGCCUGGAGUGGCAGGAGGACUGCACCUUCGACUUUGUGGAGGUGCACGACAGUGCCGGCACAGACGCCCCCAGCCUCCUGGGCAGGUUCUGUGGCUCCCAGCUGCCGCCCGUCCUGAGCUCCUCACAACACGUCAUGACCGUCCUGUUCAUGGCAGAUGAGGGCGUGGCGGAGGACGGGUUCUUUGCCACCUACCGUGCCCGAAACGCCACAGAAAAAACGUGCAGCCCCUCGGAGUUCUCCUGCAGCAACGGGGAGUGCCAGGCACGGGAGUCAGUGUGUGAUGGCUGGCACGACUGCCCGGAUGGGAGUGAUGAAUUCAACUGCACAAGUGUCUCACCCCCAUCCUUUGAGUCCUCCUGCCAGCAGAUCCAAGUGGAGAUGUGCUUGGGCCUCAGCUACAACACCACCUCCUUCCCCAACAUCUGGCUGACCAUCCCAGACCAGCAGGGGGCGGCCAUCAUGCUCCGAGAUUACAAGGUCCUGAUGGGGCUCCCCUGCUACCAGCACCUGCACCUGCUGAUCUGCAGCCUCUUCGUGCCCAAGUGCACGCCGGACGGGGGCGUCCUGCAGCCCUGCCGCUCCGUGUGCCUGACGGCGGAGCAGCGCUGCCAGCAGGCCCUCAGCCUCCUCAGCAUCCUCUGGCCCAUCAACUGCAACGUCCUCCCCGACUCCAACGACCCUGUGGAGUGCUUCAAGCCGUGAGGGGGCGGGGGGGCCCAAUGAGCAGAGGGGUGGGGCUGGCUCUCCCCCAGCCAGGCCAGAGACAUAACCUGUCUGACUUUGGGGCGGGUGGGGACUCGAACCCUUCUCCCCUUCCUGUGCAUUUCCCUUCGGGGACCUGAGGACACGGGGAGAGCCUGUGGGGCCCAGGAGCCCCAAAUAAAGGUGCUGGAGAAGAAACCACCCACCCUGAGACUGGGAGAUUGCUGCCCCAUAACUCCCCCUGGUAUCCCCCAUAACAGUCCCCUAAGGGAGCCGCCAGGGCUGGCCCUAAGGGCCUGGAAUGCGAGUGACUGGCUAUUGGGGCCCCACACUGCAUAGCCACGGCACUUUGGCAAUGCCUGGCCCCAUCCCCCCCCCCAUCCUGCAGUGGGGCUCAUGCCUUCUUCUCACCCACCAGAUCCCCCGAUACCCAAUCCAAGCAGAGGGGGAGGUGACUCUCUACUCCCCCCACCCCAGUCUACUUCCUGCAGCAAGGUGACAGCUCCCUCCCAGCUGCCCCAAGAAUGGUACCUGCCACCUCCGACACAAGGAGCCCAGGGGGCGGCCCUCUUUGUCCUAAUGUCCCCAGUCCCAGCAGAGCACACAGCUGGGCCUGGCUGAGCGGCCGUUGCCCGUCGCCCGCCUCGUGCUCGGCACACGGCAAGGGCCAGCGCUGUGCUAAUACACGGGCUGCCGA
Molecule: messenger RNA, 2840 nt
Organism: Mauremys mutica (yellowpond turtle)
Lineage: Eukaryota; Metazoa; Chordata; Testudines; Geoemydidae
Gene: MFRP
Product: membrane frizzled-related protein
Exons: 13
Coding region: 248-2143 (631 amino acids)
Molecular function (GO): protein binding
Source: RefSeq, a predicted model, not a curated record